This is a messenger RNA of Acipenser ruthenus (sterlet), 11265 nucleotides long. RefSeq names its product rho guanine nucleotide exchange factor 4-like. Gene Ontology annotation, molecular function: protein binding; guanyl-nucleotide exchange factor activity. The transcript has 15 exons. The record is from RefSeq and is a predicted model, not a curated record. Bases 242 to 7111 code for a protein of 2289 amino acids. NCBI's taxonomy places the organism in Eukaryota, Metazoa, Chordata, Actinopteri, Acipenseriformes, Acipenseridae. Gene Ontology annotation, biological process: intracellular signal transduction.
GCUGUAUAUACUCACAACAGCGACUUGCAGACUAUUUUAAACGCAACAACUCCAGGCGUUUUUAGUUUUAAUGAAGCGAGCUUCACAACGUGCCCUACUUCAUACAAUACAAGGAACAUACACAGGCAUUCAGCGAUCACUGUAAAAAAGUAAACCAACUAGAACAGCCUUGAGGUAGAAAAAAAAUCUGAAAACUGGAUUAGUGGGAAAAGAAUAUGUACCGUUUUAAAUCGUAAACACAAUGGAUAAUAACACGAGGACCACGUCUGAUGAAGAGGCAUUGAUUGGAGAAGUCCAAAGAGGAGAUAGCGAGGACAAUGCAUCCCAAGAAGACGUUGACCUGGUUCAAAUGCAUCUCACGUGUUUACCGGAGAGGUACAUGCACGCGAAGUUUACUUUAUCGGCAUACCUGCUGUGUUGGAUGAUACUCCAGCUAUGCAAGAGGGUGUUUUUGAGAUGCUCGCCUACUUGUCAUCAGGCCACAGAAACAGAAGACCCUGCAAGUGAAACUGAUUUCAUAGAAGAUCGGGAUUCCGGCCCUAGCCCAGAGGAAACACUGCAAACAAAGGAAUCAAGUGAUACUGCUACUGAACCUGCACACGAAGCAACAGAGGAGUAUUUUGACCCACAGUCAUGGGACAGUGACACUCUUUCUGACACAAGCCCAGAUGGCUAUGAAGACUCUGCAGUAACAGAGUCCAGGGCUGAUGAGAACAGAACAGACUGCCAACUGGAAAUCAAAUCCGAACUGAACGAUAUCAGCUUGGGUUCAGCCGAAGGUUCAUCGAAUACACAUCGAAAGGCUUGUGAUGUUAUUCCUGUUCUUCAACACCUACAUGAAAAGGAUUACAAAUCUGACUCAGAACUGGUUUCUGUGGAGCAAGAUUUAGAAUCAGCAUGCGAAAGGCAAGAUGAAAAUCCUCUUCUGUCAGAACCAGAAGUGACUGGUGCUACUUCUGUGGCACAAACGGAACAAUCACUUGUUAUUUUGAAUACAGAAACACCACUAAAGGAAGCUGGAAUUUCCAUCUUUGUAGACACCAUAUCAGGUCAGGGUGUUACUAAAGCAAGUCAGGUACUGAACUUUACAAAUAAGAAGUUAAAAUCAAACAAACUUCACCCUGAAGCAAAUCCAGCAUCAGCUGAACAUAACGUAGUACCUGACGAGCCAGAGCCUGCAGCAGGAUCCACUGCCGAUCUAAGUAGUCCUGUUGCAAUUUUAGGGACAACUGACUCCCCUGCAGCACAGGAUGAAGUAGAACACCAUUUUUAUACUUUUAUAGAUUAUACAGAAGAAAGACCUUUGUAUUCUGAGACAAGUUCAGAGAUACGCACAAUUGUUGCUGAGCUACUAGAAUCUUUGAGUCAGGUGGAAUCUGAACUGAAUCAGGAUGCACCUGGAAUAGAGGACAGUCAGAUUUGUUUAGAGACUCAAUCAAAGCCAGAAGAUGAUGGUUCAGAUUCAAAUUCAGGGGUGGAGGAACGAACUUCUGAUGGUACUGCAGAACAGCAUUGUGUAGAGUCUUCUGAUGCAAACUGUGAGAACGUUUGUGCAGGUUUGCCUGAAUCUGGUCUGCCUGAACUGAAGGUACAGUUAAAUGGUUCAUCUUCUGAAUCUGAAAGUUUUUGUGUCCUGCAAGAAAUAUGUCCUGAAGGGAGCAGUACAGGGCAAGGGACUAGCUCAGAGACAUUGGAGAUCCCACCAGAUGUGACAACAACCAUUUCAACAAAUUCAGCAGAACUAAAUGAACCCUGCCCUGUAGCCAAUUCAAAUGUAAUUCAGGCUGAUUUGGAGGUAAAUUUUGAUCAAAGCCUGGACCAUACUUCAGAUGGAAAAUCUGGAAUAGAUGAAGUAAAGACUAAAACAGCUGUGGAAUCUAAUAAUUUGCAAGAAUGUGAAACGGGCACUGAAACUGACAUUUUUCAGAGAGAAAGUUUAAAAGACAAUAACUCAGUCUUAAGUGAAAUUCCACUUAAGACAAUACAAAUAACAGUGAGCACAAGUGCACAAUUUAAUAGCGUUUCUGAGGAAACUUAUUUUGAGAAUAACACCACCCCCCCUGAACCCCAAUCAGACAGUAAUAACAAUACAGAAACAUACAAUGCUGACCACCCUAUAAGAACAGAGGUAGACCAGGUACUAGUUGGAAUCUGUAGUGAUCAUGCUUGUCAAUUAACUGAAGAGCCGCCGGAUUUUUUGUCAGAGGAAGCAGUUAGAAUUCACUUUAAGGAUAAUCUUAGAGAAAAUCAUUGCCAUUUGCAAGCAGAUAUAAAUUAUAUUGUCAUUAUUAAUAAUCAGGAAAAACAAGUGAGUUCUCCCAGUUGUUCAGAAUUCAAGCCAAGCAUUGCAGAUGUAGAGGAGACCCCAAGCAACCUAGACUAUGAACCAAAUUGGAGCAGCAAUGAGUUGGUUUCAGGGACAAGUGAUGAAGAUCUAGAAUCUGAUCACGCUUGUAUUAAAACUGCUCCCCAGAUUGAAACUUCUGUCACAAAUGAAUUCAAGACCUCUCAGAAGGAGAGUGUGGUCAGCAGUGUGUGUCACACAAAUGCAAGUGUAGUGACCCAGGAUGCUAGAGAUUGUACAUUGAAUACAGGGAUUGAAAACAGUAGCACUGGUUCUGGGUGUCAUACCGACUCACAGACUAACAGAAAGUCUUCUGACAGUGCAGGUAACACAGUAGUUGUGGCAAACGGUAACACAAUUAAAGCCAGUCCAGACGUAGGUUUUAAGAAGUCUGACCACAGUGUGAGUAGCAAAUUCCUUGCCCAAAGAAAGACGAUUGUUCCAGAGAAUCCUGUUGAUACAGGACAGAGCUCCUCGGCAAGACUCUCAGAGGCAAGAGAGAUUUUAUUACAGACGGUAGAAGAGGAGGAAAACAGUAAAAAUCUUUUAAGAGAAACAGCAGUCAGUGGUCUAUCUUUUGAUGCAAAGGAAGGUUUAAAAACUACAUCAUGCAUAUUACCAGAACAAAACAGUGAAACAACUCAACUGUGUUGUGAAUCGAUCCUGUCUGCCCAUGAAAUUCCUGAAGAGGGGAGCUUAGAACCAGAAAUAAAUUAUAACUUGGGGUUGGUAAACAAUCUCCAGACCAUUCUGGUGGCAAGUUUCCCGGAUGAAAUACAACUGAAGGAUGAAUCCAGUUUAAUCAGCUGCCAGGAGACCGAUCAAGAAGUUAGUAUAGGUACAGAACUCCUACGAAGCAGGGUAACUGCUAAUGAGAAUCUGUUUACUGGCAAAACUUCAAGUGAUAAGUCAACGACUGAAAGAAAAGCAGAAACAAAAGCAUCAGGACUGAGUCAAAUUAAAGACUCUGAUCUGGCCAAUAAGCUACCAGAUACAGUUAAGGAGCAGCAGCAAAGCAUUGGCACAAGCAAACAUGAAAGCAGUGGGAAAAUGACCCCCGUCCUCAAUGGUUACAUGACUAGUGAAAGCCAACUCUGUCCCACAAUGGUAUCGCAGGAUGCUGAUGGGGUUAGUACCAACAGCGAAGAAAUGGAUGUCAAUUUCUAUACAUUCCUUGGCAGCAACAACAGCCUCCACAAAGCUGUGCAGAAACAGACGUCCAAGAGCAGCACGACUGGCAAGACCUCAAAAUCAGUUUUCUCCAAAAUGCCCUCGUUUAGGAGGAAAAAAAAACCAUCCCGAGACAACAAAGAAAAUGGUGGAAACCCUUCCAAGGACAGUACCAGCGCACCACAGGUGGAGGGCAGCAGUGAGGAAAAAGGACAAGAUAACAUGACCAAGGAUGGUGUACCCACUUAUAAAAUCCAUUAUCCUUUAUACAGGGCACAUGUAUCCUAUGGGUCAGAUCAUCUUCAGCACACUCCUAGGAGUGAAGAGCUUAUCACAGAUAAUUCUGAUGAAGAGGAUGUCUUUGAGAAGAGCAGCACACUCAAUCAGAAUAUGAGUAAAGCUUUUUUUAGUGGUAGAAUUGAAAUGGAUGACAAUGGCUUCAACCCCUCCACACCAUGGACAAAACAUGUUAGAAAGUUGUAUAACCAGAGUUCAAGCACUGUUGAUGGUGAUACUAUCAGCAGCUCUGGGGACCAGGAGACCAAAAAGUCUCAAACUGGGGAGAACGUGUGCUACAAGAGGAGCAAAAGCACAGACAGCCUCAACCUGCGCAUGAGGUUUGCUCUGGCCCACAAAUCCUUAUCAAGCUUCUUCGAGUCCAAGUCCUUGGAAAAAGAAAAUGAGGAGCACAGUUCCAAACUGGACAGUGAAGAGACCAAGUCCAAACAGAUUUCCUGGAGGAAGUUCAAGAAAGCUAAGGAAGCUGAGUUACUGAAACGUGGCGUGUCGGCCUCAGAUGCACAAAGCCCAAGGUCUCACCGGCAAAUCCACAGCGAGUAUGCCACCAGAAUAUCCAGGGACAAACAGGGAGGUAGGGCGUCUCCUGCUGUGAAGAGGGCCACCAAGUCCAGUGACAUCACCGAAGAAGCUAGCACAGUUGAAAUCCCAAGAAACCCUCUGGAAGGAAGCAAAUCAGCAGAUGGCAAAAAGAGGAAAGGACCACCCAACGGACUGACGAUUGUCUGCUCUGAUCCUAGUUUACGAAAAUCUGAAUCCUCAAAGAACGACUUGGAUGUUUCUCACCUGGAAGAUGUCAGCCCAUUGACACCAAUUAGCCCCUGCAGUCAGCAAGCACAAGCUAACCAACUAACGCCAUCUUGGUCCAGCAACCCCACGCCUUCAGGGGUAAUGGAUGUUCCCCUGAGACCCAUGAGCCCCAAACCACAGAGCCCACGCCCCGGCGCCAGCAGGCGGAGUUUCCGCUACCCUUGCAGGGCCAGUGCAGCCUCUUUGACCUCUCUUGGCAAUGGGGCCAGUUUAGAAGGGCUCACCGAUCCCCCAGAAAAGCCAAAGACAUUGAAGCCCAGAGCAGCACAACUCCUGUCUGUCCAUUCACUGGACACUGACUACCAGAAAGAAGACAGUGGUAGUAGCAGCCAGUCACAAACAAGCCUUAUCAUCUCUUCUUCAGCCAUUAACAUACAUAAAGAUGAGGACACUAUCAAAUCACCAGUCCAAACACCCGAUCAGUCGCUCACCCUGCGAAAGAAGUACCCCUCCCCGACCUCGCCCCCCCGCCGCCCAUUCUCAGACCUGGGCAGCUGGACCCUCCCCCUCUCGAGGGCCACGGAGAGUCCCUGGAUGAGCAGCGAGAAGAAGAUGAAGGAGCUGGUGAAGCAAUGCAGCUCUGAUGAUCUGUGGAUUGUAGAAGAGAAGAGACGCAAACAAAAGCUGGCAAGGGAGAUGCCAGUCAGCUUCAGCAGGCAAGGAGCAGAGCUGUCGGACGACCUGUGGAAAGCCCGGGUGAGACUUUCCCUCACUACAUCAGUGCCCUUUCCUCCUCUGCCCCUGAAGGCUCACAGUUUCUCCCAGAGCACCCCCAUUGGCCUGGACUGCCUGGGCUGGAGGCGACGGAUCUCUUACCCGGUGAUCACCGAUGGAGCCCAUGAUAAGACAGCGCUGAUGGACGAUGUUGGCAGUGAAGAGGAUCUGUACGAAGAUUUCCGCAGCUCCAAUCACCGCUUUGGGCACCCUGGAGGAGGAGGGGAGCAGCUGGCCAUAAACGAGUUAAUCAGUGAUGGCAGUACAGUGUAUGCAGAGGCCCUGUGGGACCACGUCACCAUGGAUGACCAGGAGCUGGGGUUUAAGGCAGGGGACGUCAUUGAAGUAGUGGAUGCUACCAACAAGGAGUGGUGGUGGGGAAGGAUCCUGGACAGCGAGGGCUGGUUCCCAGCCAGCUUUGUUCGGCUGCGUGUUAACCAGGAUGAACCUAUGGAGGAAUAUUUAGCCAAACUGGAGGAUGGAAAGGCAGAAGAUUCCAGCAGCUCAGUACGCCGACACGGACCUGGGUUUCCCAGCAAGGACCAGAUGAGGACCAAUGUCAUCAAUGAGAUCAUGAGCACGGAGAAGGACUACAUGAAACACUUGAAGGACAUCUGUGAGGGUUAUAUUAAACAGUGUCGGAAGCGAACAGACAUGUUUACAGAGGAGCAGCUGUGUAUCAUCUUCGGGAACAUCGAUGAAAUCUACAGGACUCAGAAGAAAUUCCUGAAAGGCUUGGAGAAGAGGUUUAACAAAGAGAACCCACACUUGAGUGAAAUCGGAUUCUGUUUCUUAGAGCAUCAAACAGAUUUCCAGAUCUACUCGGAAUAUUGUAACAACCACCCCAAUGCCUGUGUGGAGCUCUCCAAGCUCAUGAAGGUCAACAAGUACGUGUUCUUCUUCGAGGCGUGCCGGCUGCUUCAGAAGAUGAUUGAUAUCUCUCUGGACGGCUUCCUGCUCACUCCAGUGCAGAAGAUCUGCAAGUACCCACUGCAGCUGGCUGAGCUGCUCAAAUACACCAACCCCCAACACAGGGAUUACAAAGAUGUGGAGGCUGCCUUAAACGCCAUGAAGAAUGUCGCCAGGCUGAUUAACGAGAGAAAGCGACGCCUGGAGAACAUUGAUAAAAUUGCCCAAUGGCAAAGUUCAAUAGAGGACUGGGAGGGUGAAGACUUGUUAAGCAAAAGUUCAGAGCUGAUUUACUCUGGAGAAAUGGCCAAAAUCUCCCAGCCUCAAGCCAAGAGCCAGCAGCGCAUGUUCUUCUUGUUUGACCACCAGCUUGUCUUCUGCAAGAAGGACCUGCUGCGCCGGGACAUGCUUUACUACAAAGGCCGAAUAGACAUGGAUGACAUGGAAGUGCUGGACGUGGAUGACGGGAAGGACAAGGAUUUCAAUGUGAGUGUGAAGAACGCCUUCAAGCUGCGCAGCCUGCUCUGUGACGAGGUCCACCUGCUCUGUGCCAAGAAGCCGGAGCACAAGCAGCGCUGGCUCCGCGCCUUCGACGACGAGAGGAGACAAGUGCAGCACGACAGGGAGACAGGUUUUGCCAUAACGGAGGUCCAAAAGAAACAGGCCAUGCAGAAUGCAUGCAAGACCCACCCAGCAGGAAAGCCUAAAGCUGUCACCAGGCCUUACUACGACUUCCUUCUGCGCCAGAAGCACUCAACCCUGCCAGCCGCCCUCCCCCAGCAGCAGGUCUUCAUGCUGGCCGAGCCCAAGCGCAAGCCCUCCAACUUCUGGCAGAACAUUGGGAGACUGACACCCUUUAAGAAAUGAAAGGGAGGGAGCUCCGCACCUGUGCCUGUAUUGAAGCCCCACCGCUCCCCUUUUCAUUGUAUUGGUCCUCGACAAAGCACUUUAGAGGUUGGUUACAAUCAGACUGAGCACUUGCUCCCAGACAGUAUUCCUAUGAUGGAGGUCAUGUUACUACUACUACUACUACUACUACUACGUUCUAUUUAUUUUAAAAACCUUGACUGAAGAAAGAACUGGUUUUCAGUGUUUUUUUUUUGUUUGUUUUUUAAUGAAUGCCAACUGUUAGAAGUGCCAGGUAGCUUGUUGGCUGUGCAUAGCAUGUUAGCUCUGGAGAGAAAACAUCUCUGUGUAGUACGGAGACAUUGGUUUUUAUUUUGUAUUUCUUUGGAGAGAACACAGUCAACAUUUUCUUUGAACACAUUUUCUUUGUCAUUUCCUGAUAUUCUUACAUGCCUGGAUUUCUAAGAGUUCAUUACGGAAUUGUCUGUAGAUUAUUCUAUAGAUUGACAUCAUGGGCCCUUUCAUAAUAAAUGGAAGAAAAGAAGAAAAAAACAAAAACACCGAGAAGAAUUGCAUUUCAGAUAAUUGUGUUUCCUUUAUAUAUAGAUUGAAGGGAUUUACCAUACAAUAGGAGAUGAAAUGGAUCUUUCAAUGGUAAAGUACUGUAUAUUUAUAAAUUGAAUCUGCCAAUUUAAAAAAAAAAGAUUCCAAGAACAUAUUUAGGAAGUGAGAUAUUUUAUAGUUUAACAAAAGCAUGUGCCUAAACUGUAUUACAAAAAUACAGAAACUGUUUUGUUUUAUUUAACAUGCCACUUUGUUUCAACUAGGCCAGACUAGCUCAAGUAGUCACUCGUCAACUCUACAGCUAUUUGGAGUCCAUAUCUUCUUCUGAUUAUGAGUCUAUGCACUUCUCUGACCACCUCUUCUCAAUAUCAUUUUUGGGGGUUAUUUUUCAACAGAGGCAAAAGGACUAUAGGCUGCCUGAGGGUGUCAUUGUACAGUAUAUCUUUCAGUUUUGAUUAACAAGAAACAACUUCAGCAUAAAAACAUAUUUUAUAUGAAUUGUCUUGUUCAUUUAAAUGUAAAUGAUUUUUGCUUUAGUCUGAAGCCACAACACCAUAGAGCAGCCCGAUCCUCCCUUCUGGUCUGCACUAAGGGCAAUUGUUUUCUUUGAUUUCCUAAAGAUUAAACGUGUUAAAAGGUUUAAUCUUUAAUAAAUCUGAGUAGCCAAUCAGACUUUUUCAAUGACUGCAAGAUGUACUUGUGUAUAAGACUACAUGUCUACAGCAUUUCAUUAUAUAUGGAAAAGAAAUACUGAAUAUGAAAUUGAUUGGCCUACACUGUACACUAAGACGUUAUUUGGCCUGUAUAUUUUUUACAACAGUUGCGGAAAAAUUCUAAAUGUUUACUGUUGAAACUCUGAAUAUUUCUAGUCUGCAGCAAGAGUAUCUUUAUAUUUGAAGCUUUAAUUAAAGACAUGCUGUGAAAGGCUGAAAGGCACACACUAUCUGGAACAGAGAAAGCUAGAGGACUGUCAAACCUCUGUACCAACAUGGAGGUUGGAUGUUAAGAACAUAACAAAUGAUAAAACAAAGCAUGGAAUAUUAUACCAAAGCUAUUUAGGGGAGGCUAUAUGAUGGGAAGGUUGAGAUUAUUUCACAUUUCCAUACUGUAAAUUAGCUUUUAUAAUAGCAGCACUAUUGUUCCCUGCAGGAGUCUCACAGCUCAGGAUUGUGAAGCACCUGGUAAAUAUCAUGAAAUGCUUGUGUGAGAUGCUUUCCGUACAUAUAGCUGCAAACUGGGUUGGAGUGUCAAAGCAGAGACAAGGUGGUACAUGCAAUUGUGGAGCUGCAUUGAUUUACUGGACAUCGCAUUUAAAAACAGCGUUAAUAGGCCAUUCCAGGCUGCAAGGAAAAGAAGCUCCAGCUACAGUCUGGCCUCCUGAUAAGCAUAUAUACUGUAUAAUAAAUCCCUUUUGGUGAGUAAUGCACCUUAAGGGUUUUACAUCCUGUUACUGCAGCAAACCUUAAAAAUAGCCUGAAUCCGCUUUUACUUAAAAAUAUUUGCACAGCUGUAUAACGCCAGCUAAAUACAAAAUCCUUACUGAUUAAUCCUUUAUUCACAGCAAGAUCUACAAGUUUUUAAAUGUACUGUACUGCCCUCUACCGGAAUAAAACAUCCACUCCAUUAAUUUUGAGUUCAGAGCAUAUAAGAAUGGGAUUUAUACUAAACUGCUACAGUGCAUGUGCCAAAAUAUGCUGGAUUUCUAGCAGUACUGGAGAUAAAAUUAAUUUGUUCAUGUGGGCUGUUCCAUUCUUACAGUGACUCUUGAUCCAAACAUGUUGUUUGCAGUUCUGAGUAAUCUGCAGAGAUAUUCCAUUUUUUAUUGAUAUAAUAACACUAAGAGUCUCUCUAUCCACACAAGGACCAGGAUUUGGGUCAGUUUGUAACAGUAGUAUCAGUAAUCCUAGUCAGUUGAGCUUUUUUUUGCUAAACUGCAGUAGAGCUCAAAGAAUGUGACAGGUCCACUGAACAUCAAAAUUACAAAUGUAUACACCAGUAGAACAGUAUCUAAAAAUCAACACAUUUGAAAUGGACAACUUCAACUCAAGUACUAGGGCACGAAUUGGGUAAUCAGCCAAGCCUGUAGAAAGUCAAGGCGAUUACGACACUGUACCUAACGGGUGGUAUACUGUAUUUGGUGCCAAAGAAGGUAACAAUGUAUAUGCAGAUGUUUAUACACACAUACUGUGCUGCAUAUACAUAAUUACAAAGCAAGAUAUUAUUGGGGGAAUACAUUAGUAUAAAACUAAGCUUAAAAGAGGAUAACAAUAUUCCAAAAUCCCGCCAAACUCCAAAUUCAGAAAAUAUGUGUGUGUAAUAUUUGUCCUGUGUUACCAGUAACAGCCAGUUAAAUUCCAUUAGCAUACAGUAUAUGAUCUUGUCUUACAGAUGGCUUGUCAUUUUUCUGAAUGCCACAUUUUGUUACUGUGCCAUUCAGUAAAGCAAGACCAUGUUAGAUGACCAGGGCUGGGACGAUGGUGUCAAUUCUAUGCAACAGGAACCCUGAAAAUUGCCAUGUUGUCGCCUUAAGAUGGCACUAAAAAUGGAAUGACUCACAUGUAAAGUCAUUUUCAAAUGUGUUGUUUGCUGGUAAUAUAACAUUACUAAAGUUCACACAAGUUAUUCUCAAAAAUAUAAUGUUCUGAAUUCUGAAACUUGGUUCAUUUCAUAUAGAUGGUUUCCUGCAUACAAUGUUCAGUAACCUUUCUGUUUUUAUGACUAUAUGCAAAAAGGAACCAAUUGUACAAAUAUAAUUUCUCAACUGUCCAAAUAUUAAUCUGUGAGACAUGCCAAGCUGCCUGAAGCAAAUGUUAUCAUCAAACUGGUUAGUAACUGAGCCUAGUCUUAGUUUUGUAUCUGGUGGUCAAUAGCCCCCUAGAGAGUAAUAUAUCGUGACUAAGAUAAUGGCCAUUAUUUGUGGAAAAGACAUUAUAAUAAAACACUUUGGAAUGCUGCAGUAAUUCAACAGGGAACCUGCAUAAUUUAAGCAUGAAAGCAUUUGAACUUAAUCUGGGCUUGAAUUAUGUAAGAAAUAAUAGCUCUGCUGAAGAUAUAGCAUUGCAGCCCUAUAGUUCCAUUACCGUGUCUAUAGACAAUGACAUGCCUAUAGCAUUGCUGUAAUUUUGAUUGUGUUCAGGCCUUACAAUAUUCACAAAAGGUGUGUGAAAAUGCUAGACUUAUUACUUGGUGGUAAUAUCUCAUAUAAACAAGUAAAAACAUUAAAAUGCAAUUGAUUUGCCUACUUAUACUUUCUCAUGUAACAUAUUCAGGAAUUAUGCACUCAAACCAUGAAACAAGUAAUGUUACUAAUGCAUUUUGCAUAAACGAUUUAGAAAACUAAGAUCCAGACAUGUAAUAUUUCUGUAUAUAUAUAUAUUUUUUUUCUGAAACAGUUUAGCUCUAAUUUUGUGGGAGAAUGCCAGUGACAAUGCUUCCUGCACUGUUUUAUAUUUCAGCGUGAGCUAGGCACUUGUGAUAUGUAAGUGUAGUUUGUUUAAAAACAAUAAUUCUACAGAUUUCAGUGUUUGUAUAUGAUAUAUUUGUAUGUGAUGGUUGUUUACAUACUGUAUGCACUCAAACCAUGGGAAAUAAAACAGUUUCAAUGGAUUUCA